AUGCCACUUAGUUCAUUAUUAGCAACAAGACCGAGCAAAAGUGAUCAAGCAAAACAAUUAAAAGAUCUAUUUAGUAUUAUUGAAAAUGAAGAUAAAGAGAAAAAGAAUUAUGAUGAUGUAAUUAAAAAUAUUCAUAAAGCAUUGUUAUUAUUGAAAGAUGGAUUAUUUGGCCCACGUGAUGGAAGUUCAGAACCACCCAUAAGUGAUGUAUCACAAUUAUGUAGUGGUAUUUAUUCACAAGAAUUGAUACAAAUUAUGAUUAAUAAUCUCAAUCGUGUGACAUUCGAAGAUCGAAAAGAAAUUGUUGCAAUAUUUAAUAAUUUAUUACGUCGACAAGUUGGUAGUAAAUAUCCAGCUGUUGAUCAUCUUAUGCAGCGACCGAGAAUAUUAUUCAAAUUAAUUGAAGGUUAUGAAAAUGCUGAUAUUGCAUUAAAUUGUGGAAUGAUGUUACGUGAAUGUAUACGUGUUCAAGAAUUAGGUGAAAUUAUACUAAGAUCAUCAGAGUUUUAUAAAUUUUUUGAUUAUGUACAAAAAUCAACGUUUGAUAUUGCAUCUGAUGCAUUUGCAACAUUCAAAGAUUUAUUAACCAAACAUAAAGCAUUGUGUGCUGAUUAUCUCGAACGAAAUUAUGAUGCAUUUUUCAAUAAAUAUAAAGAUUUACUGAAUUCUGAUAAUUAUGUGACGAGACGACAGUCGUUGAAGGUAAGACAAACGAGAAUUGUAAGAUCUAUGUAAUAUAGCGACUCUUUUCUGCAUGUUUUGACGAGAUUUUACUCGUAUUGUGUGUUAACGCUAACUCAGUUAUAAAAGAUGAUUUUAACUUUGGACUACUCACUAUACAGUGAAUCGAAAACUUAUUCCUCGAUCCCUACACUAUCACUUUGUUUUGUUUGCCAGGCCCUAUUCCUUUAGGAUGUUGAGGUGAUAAACAUUUUGUUUAAAAUAACUAGUCACAUUUCAAAAAGAAAUUAAUCGUGACGAUCUAGAAGCUUGGAAAUGUAUGCUUUGGAUGGCAUUUGAAUAAAUAUGG
Molecule: messenger RNA, 1030 nt
Organism: Didymodactylos carnosus
Lineage: Eukaryota; Metazoa; Rotifera; Eurotatoria; Philodinida; Philodinidae
Source: the annotation of a GenBank genome assembly